Dracunculus medinensis (Guinea worm) is the source of this 1749-nucleotide messenger RNA. NCBI's taxonomy places the organism in Eukaryota, Metazoa, Nematoda, Chromadorea, Rhabditida, Dracunculidae. The record is from the annotation of a GenBank genome assembly.
AUGUUAAAAAAACACGCAAAUUCUAAGAAAUUGCACACAGAAUUGGCAAAGCUACAGGUCUCUUUACGGAAUUUGCAAUUGCAAGAUGAAUUAUUGAGAAAGGAUAAUACGGAAUUGCAAAAGCAAAUUAGUUUUUAUGAACGGCAAAAAAAAGCUAGCAAAGUUGAUUUUGAUGCCUUACAAUCAAUGCACAAUGCACUUUUGACGGAUCAUGAUCGUUUGCAAACAUUACAUGAUUUAUUAACUGUUGAUUACGACCGAAUCAAACAAGAAAAUUGUGAUUUAAAAUUACGGUUGAAAAAUCGAAAGGGAAACGCCGAAGAAUUAUUGCUGAUGAAAUCGGAAAAUGAUCGCGAUCAGAAGCAUAUCGAAGAGCUAAAGAUUUUACUUGCUGAAGAAAAAUCUCGUCGAGUGAAUGAAACACGGCGAUUGAAUGCUGAGAUAAUGUCACUUCAGUCUGGGCGAGAUAAAGAAUUACAAGGUGAGAAAUCGAUGGAUGAAAUCCGAAGGUUACGUAUAACUGAACAGACUCAGCGUUCUACUAUCAAUCAUUUAGACGCUAAAACAGGUGAUCUAAAUCGAUUGCUUCAUUUGAAGGAUGCUGAAAUCAAAAUGUUGCAGAAAAAAUUAGAGACUCAUAUGAGUGGAACAUUGGAUUCAGAUGCAAAAUUAUUAGUUGGAGAGCUUUGCCAUCUAUUAACGCAAUAUGAAGAUUUUCUACUGUGGAUUUUCAAUAGCAUGAAUUCUCGAUUGCCUGAAGAUAACGAUGACUUACAUAAAUCUACUAAUGAUCAAGAACGAUUUUCAUUCCUACGCUUUCGUAAAGAAAAACUGCUAGCGAUGGUAAAAGGGCAUUUUUGUUUAGGGAAAGGUGGCGAUUCAGUAACCAAUAAUUCAUCUGCAAUUUGGGGAGCAAAAGCAUUUAUUCCAAAGUCUACUGGAGCUGGCCAAUCAGUCUUGGCUAGAUCAACCCAUCGAAUAACAAUUAAUUAUGAUUAUGAUUGUAUUACGAUUAAACAUGGAAGAUCAUUCGAAAAUUUUCCCAUGGAAUUGUCGUGCGAGAUGAUAAGCGUGAGUGGUGUAAAAUCAAAUGGUUCUGCUGCUGAUGAAAGUAGUGUAUAUUCAACGAACGAAAGAAUUGAUGGCUUUUCACGAACAUCCAACAAUGAUUUAUUAUGCGAUCUAGAAAAUCGACCGAGUGGUUCAGAUUCAUUAUCGAGCAGAGAAAUCGUUAUAUUCUCGAAGAAAGAGAACGGCAAUCGCAGCUGUUUUCAAACAGCAAAAACAUUAUCAUCUUCGGCCAUACCUGAUGAAAUGAUUGAUAGGAUUAGUUUAUGUGGUUCUGAACGCGCUAUUGAUGUUGUUUCCCCAUCACAUUCUCUUCCACCGCGUCCACCAGUUCGGUCUUCUCCAAGUGCUCGGUUAUCUGCUCCUAUUAGACCUCCACCACCACCAUACAAUCCCAAUAAAUUUGCAAAAAGGGGGACAAGUGAUGCGACUGUAAACAAACCAUCACCUCCUCCAUAUUCAGGCUUAUCACUGCAAACUGAGACCAGUACUUUCUUACCACAAGACAUCUCUACUCCAAAGAGCGCGACAUCGGUUCCAGUCGUGGUGCCUGAAGGUGAAGCACGAAAUUUUAUUCGACCUAAGGAAGAAAGAUCGGAAAAAGCGAUGAGUUUAUAUGAAAAUGUAGAAUGUGCGGAAAAAAAUGAAAGCACUGUUUGGUAUGAAUAUGGAUGUGUAUAA